This is a messenger RNA of Mesorhabditis belari, 240 nucleotides long. NCBI's taxonomy places the organism in Eukaryota, Metazoa, Nematoda, Chromadorea, Rhabditida, Rhabditidae. The record is from the annotation of a GenBank genome assembly.
AUGGACGCUUCAAAGUCGACAAUCUGGCGAGUCAUCAAGGAAAACCCACAAAUCGAUCGACAAUUAUUGAACAUGCAACCGGUCGUGAAGCUUUUGCACAAGAAAACCCGAUUGGCGUUCGCCGAGGCUCAUAUGAAGCAGGAUUGGUCUAUGGUGAUCUUUUCCGAUGAGAAGAAAUGGAAUUGGGAUGGUCCCGAUGGCGUUGACUACUAUUGGAGGGAUCUUCGACGAUCUACGACG